GUUGUAGCGUUCACUCCCUCCCGUCCCUCCCGUGCUGCCCGUACACUGCCGCUGGAGUUAGCUCUGGAGAAGUAGGAGGGUUUAUCCGUCGUGACAACCCGUUCACACAAACUUUUCCUGGUCUAGGUUGUUCUUGACAGCCGGAUAGAGCGUUUUACUUUUGUUUUCGAUGCAUGGGAGUGCCCUGGGAGCGGCGACGGGUGACGACAGUGCUGGUGGUCCUGACUGUACAGCAGGAUGAGUGAGCCGGUGAGCCAGUUCUACAGCGUUCAGGUGGGAGACUCCACCUUCACUGUACUCAAGCGCUACCAGCAGCUCCGUGCUAUCGGCUCUGGGGCACAGGGCAUUGUUUGCUCUGCUCUAGAUACAGUCCUUGGCAUACCGGUAGCAGUGAAGAAGCUGUGUCGGCCUUUCCAGAACCAGACUCAUGCUAAGCGUGCCUACAGGGAGCUGGUGCUGCUUAAAUGUGUCAACCACAAAAAUAUCAUUCGUCUGAUCAAUGUGUUCACGCCUCAGAAGUCCCUGGAGGAAUUCCAUGACCUGUAUCUGGUGAUGGAGUUGAUGGAUGCCAGCCUAUGCCAGGUGAUCCACAUGGACCUGGACCAUGAGAGGAUGUCCUAUCUGCUCUACCAGAUCCUCUGUGGCAUCAGACACCUGCACUCUGCAGGCAUCAUCCACAGGGACCUGAAGCCCAGUAAUAUUGUAGUGAAGUCGGACUGCACUCUGAAGAUCUUAGAUUUUGGCUUGGCUAGGACGGCCUGCACUAACUUCAUGAUGACCCCAUACGUGGUGACCCGAUACUACCGCGCCCCAGAGGUCAUACUGGGCAUGAAGUACAAAGAGAAUGUGGACAUCUGGUCAGUGGGGUGUAUCAUGGGAGAGAUGGUCAAGGGCGGCGUCAUCUUCCAGGGCACUGACCACAUUGACCAGUGGAAUAAGGUGAUUGAGGUUCUGGGCACACCCAGUCUGGAGUUUAUGAAUCGGCUGAUGGAGACCGUGAGGAACUAUGUGAUGAACAAGCCACAGUAUCCUGGCGUCAGCUUUGCUGAGCUUUUCCCAGACUGGGCAUUCCCUUCUGACUCAGAACACGACAAACUCAAGACAGGUCAAGCCCGGGACCUGUUGUCCAAAAUGCUGGUCAUUGAUCCUGAAAGCCGGAUCUCUGUAGAAGAAGCCCUCAAUCACCCAUACAUACAUGUGUGGUAUGACCCUGGAGAGGCUGAUGCGCCUCCUCCUCAGAUUUCAGACAAGCAGCUGGAAGAGAGAGAGCACACGAUCGAGCAAUGGAAAGAACUGAUUUAUGAAGAGUUGAUUGACUGGGAAGAGAGGAACAAGAAUGGGCUGAUGAAAGAAGACUGCUCAGACGUGGUGUCAACUUCAGCCUCACAGUCCUCAUCGGCCAACGACAUCUCGUCCAUGUCCACAGAGCAAACCUUAGCCUCGGACACAGACAGCAGCAGCAUUGAUACACUGACGGGACAGCUGGACGAGAGUCAGUGAACACAGUAGACCAUAUGUGUCUGCCUGCAUUAGUGUCAUCCCAACACAUUUUACAUCAUCCAAUGAUCAAAACACAAUCAUCUUUUCUUUACUGCCUCAUCCCCAUACUAUCUGAUUUGUCCCUUCUUGUCCUGUUUCUCAUCAUUUAUUCUGAACCUCAAUAACUAGGUCUAUUUUUCUAUUUUAGUUCUGUGUGAUGGAUCUUAUUGGUCUUCUUCAACUUCAGACUUUGUUAUGUAUAGAUUCCUGUUGGGUCAAAGGUUCAUCCUUCUUCUCUUUGUGGAUAUUGUUUUGCCUGAUUAAGUAUAUUUGAUGAUGUAUGCGUCCAUAUUGAUUUUCAGGGUGUUUGUUCCUCGUGCCUGUAUUUUAACGGUUUUAUUUUUGUUGUUGUUGCAAAUAUCAAGUUGAAAUCAGAGAUUAUUGUAGUCAAACUAGAGCAGAAACACGCUAAACAUAGACCACAGCUGCCUGCUUCUCUCAUGCAUGUUACGCCAGUAUGAACAAAAGCUGACCAUAAGUGGAUCACACCAUCUGAUGUCCAUCUGAUGAGCAAACACUCACCCAAAGGUUGAUCCAUUUUUUUUGCUAGUUUACAGAUAUCAGAAGAGGUUCUUUCUGCACAGUGUUUUUAAAUGGAUUGGCUUGAGUGAUGUGGACUUUCAGAUUCUCCUCUUGACACUAGGGGGAGCUGUUUCAGUGUUACAGAUGGAUGUCCUGAUAUAAUGUGCUGUAUGUAAAGAAGAUGAUCGGCCACUCAAAGUUGCUCUUUAAAUACUAAUAGAUGAAAUUGCUCUUUUCUUUUAAUAAACUCAACAUAUAUGUUGAACCACAUUUUUAAAUUGCCCCCAUUUGACACGCGGUACUGACUAACAAUGUGUUCUUCAAAAGAACAUCAUAAUCCUGUAAGUUUGGGAGCUGCAAAAUGAUACAUACUAUUUAUUUUUGUGUCCUUGCAAAAUAUUGCACACAAUCACAAUGAGGUUCAAGUGAAACAAGCCUCUGUCAAAGCAUUUCAUUAAUAUAAACAAAUGCAUUGGCUGCUCUUUUUCUAAACCAUUCCAUUAAUACUGAGACAGUAACAUGUCAUGAGUCAGACAUCAUAGAAUAAGUAUAACAUCAGUAAAACAAAAAUAAAGGUGUCUAUCUUGCAUGAAGGCAUUACAUAUGCCAAUAAGUUACUGUAGUCCUUCAGGUCUGUUCUUUAACUCACAGUACCUUGAUGGUUAUGAAAUCAUGUUUGGUGCAGAUGUUUUUUUUUUUUUUUUCUUUGUAAUUUUGCCAUUUAAGCCCGUGUGUGUGUUAUCCAAAUGUACUGUUUAGCGCUCUCUUUCUUAAUCUGCUUUGAAUCAUCCUUAAAGACAGCAGGCGCCUGUUUGCAAAGCCAACAUAAAGCGAGGACGAUGGCCCCCUCAAGAAAGUGGACAUGUUGUGGUUUAAAUUGAGGAUGAGACUGUGGAGUCCUGAAUGAAAAUUUAGACCUUGGCAGUCAAGACGGAAACUUCAAAGAUGGACCUUGGUUAUGGACUGCAGAGCUGCUUUUUGCAGAGCUGAUUGCACAUUGUGAUGGACAUGCAGAAAUAUGACACUACGGAGUCACUGGGGACUUGUAGCACCAUGUUGUGAACACUAUAUUUUCCUUUUAUAAACCAUGACCUUAUUCUUUCAGUCAUGCCUUAAGAGGAGUGGCUGAUGCACUCCAAGAAAUCUUAUCAGAUAAGGACUGAGCAUAGCUGUGCUCAAGACCUCCUCAUGUUUACCAUGUUAAAAAAAAAAAACAGCUUCAUUAUACACACUGUCAGUCUCACAUUUUUGUCCUUUUUGUUUCUUCCUUUAUUUUCAUAGAUGUCCUGUGUGAUUACAAUAUAAUCACUUAGCCAACAUCUCUUGCCCUUACACAACUACACAACUAAUAAAGUGGACAUCAGUGAUUCAUUUA
This is a messenger RNA of Labrus bergylta (ballan wrasse), 3436 nucleotides long. RefSeq names its product mitogen-activated protein kinase 9 (gene mapk9). Gene Ontology annotation, molecular function: JUN kinase activity; ATP binding. The record is from RefSeq and is a predicted model, not a curated record. Lineage: Eukaryota; Metazoa; Chordata; Actinopteri; Labriformes; Labridae. Gene Ontology annotation, biological process: protein phosphorylation; JNK cascade. Gene Ontology annotation, cellular component: nucleus; cytoplasm.